Molecule: messenger RNA, 4073 nt
Organism: Gambusia affinis (western mosquitofish)
Lineage: Eukaryota; Metazoa; Chordata; Actinopteri; Cyprinodontiformes; Poeciliidae
Gene: brinp1
Product: bone morphogenetic protein/retinoic acid inducible neural-specific 1
Exons: 8
Coding region: 445-2730 (761 amino acids)
Biological process (GO): positive regulation of neuron differentiation; negative regulation of mitotic cell cycle
Source: RefSeq, a predicted model, not a curated record
UCUGUGAAUCCCAGCCUCCCUCUCUAGAUAUCCAUCCCACACCUCUCCGCCCGCAAACGGCUCCUACGGUGAGAGAAAAAAAAAGAAGAGAGAACAGAACAGUUUCAAACACGUCGACAUAAAUAUCACUACUCAAGCUCCCUUUUCCCCCUUGCCCUCCCGACGGACUUCAGUACUUUUAUACAUUCAGCGCGCCAAUGCCAGAGACCACGCAGAAACGACGGAUUUUUUUCUCUUGAGCAUGAGAAGGAUUGCCAAAUCAUCCGCAAUCCAACAUCACCGACUGAGCCACCAGCAUGAGCCCUGGAUACAUAUGCUCCAGCAGAAGUUGUUGGCUAGAGAACUAAGAAAUCUUGGAGCACAAAUACAGCAAAGAGGGGAGAGUCAGUUUUAGGUCUCCACAUUAUGGAGCGAGAAUGAACAGAGAGCGGCUUAAAAAAAAGCAUGAACUGGAGGUUUAUUGAGGUCAUCUGCUUCCUGUUUAUAUGGGACCAUAUAACAGUUCAGUCUACCCGCCAGGACCUGUUGGCUGCUGAACAACAUGUCACCAAGCAAUAUGACUGGCUCAUCUCUGACCGUGGACCUUUCCACCACUCUCGGAGCUAUCUGUCCUUUGUGGAAAGAUUCCGCCAAGGAUUUACAACCAGAUAUAAAAUUUAUAGGGAAUUUGCACGUUGGAAGGUGAGAAAUACUGCUAUCGAGAGAAGGGACCUCAUCCGGAACCCCGUGCCACUCAUGCCUGAGUUCCAGCGCAGCGUACGCUUGCUGGGCCGAAGACCCACCACUCAGCAGUUUAUUGAUACUAUCAUUAAGAAAUAUGGAACCCACAUUCUCAUCUCAGCCACCCUAGGAGGGGAAGAGGCUCUGACAAUGUAUCUGGCCAAGAACAAGCUGGACAGAAAGCUGGUUAAUGCUACGCAGAAUGUGGAAGCCCUCCAUCAACUGGCAUCAUCCUACUUUAUUGAUCGUGAUGGUACAAUGAGGAAGUUGCAUGAGAUCCAGAUCUCCACAAAUGCCAUCAAGGUGACAGAGACACGGACAGGGCCGCUGGGAUGCAGCAGCUAUGACAAUUUGGACUCAGUUAGCUCAAUCCUCCUGCAGAGCCCUGAGAGCAAACUUCAUCUGCAAGGCCUUCAGGUCAUAUUCCCAGAAUACCUGCAGGAGAAAUUUGUCCAGUCAGCUCUGAGCUACAUCAUGUGCAACGGAGAGGGUGAAUAUGUGUGCCACAACAACCAGUGCAUCUGUCAGUGUGCUGAUGACUAUCCCCAGUGCAACUGUCCCAUCACUGACAUCCAGAUCAUGGAAAACACCCUACUGGUGAUGUCUGAGUCCUGGGCAGCCUCUUAUAAAGAUUUUGAAAACUCUGAUGAGUUCAAGUCAUUCCUGAAGAGACUCCCGUCCACUCAUUUUCUGCCCAUCAGCAGUGUGCAUCUUUUGUGGGGCAGCGACUGGGACCUGCAGGCCCGUUACAGACUCCUUCAGAGUUCCCUGGAGAUCCAGCGGCUCAAAAUCCAGCGCACCGCCCGCAAGCUAUUCAGCCUCAGCAUCCGCUGUCUUCACAAUCCCAGCCACCAAAUGCCAAGAGAGAGAUCUGUGAUGCAGUGGCUCAACAGGGUUCAGUCCUUCCUGUACUGCAAUGAGAAUGGGUUCUGGGGGACCUUUCUGGAGAGCCAAAAGGCGUGUGUGUGCCACACAGGUGCAACUCUGUGUCAGCGACCCAUCCCGUGUGUCAUAGGCGGCAACAACAGCUGUGCCAUGUGUAGCCUGGCCAACAUCUCACAAUGUGGCUCCUGCAACAAAGGCUACAAGUUGUAUCGUGGCCGCUGUGAGCCGCAGAAUGUGGACUCAGAACGCAGCGAGCAGUUCAUCAGUUUUGAAACUGAUCUGGACUUUCAGGACCUGGAGCUGAAAUACUUGCUGCAGAAAAUGGAUUCACGAUUGUACAUACACACCACUUUCAUCAGCAAUGAGAUCCGACUGGAGACAUUCUUCGACCCACGAUGGCGCAAGCGUAUGUCCCUGACUCUGAAAAGUAACAAAAAUCGGAUGGACUACCUCCACAUGAUCAUCGGUUUGUCAAUGAAAAUCUGUCAGAUGCGAAACAGCAGCAUUGAUCCCAUGUUCUUUGUUUAUGUUAACCCAUUCAGUGGCAGCCACUCAGAAGGCUGGAGCAUGCCCUUCGGUGAACACGGUUACCCACGGUGGGAAAAAGUUCGACUGCAGAACUCGCAGUGCUUCAACUGGACUCUCCUGCUGGGUAACAGGUGGAAGACCUUCUUUGAGACUGUGCACAUUUACCUGCGCAGCCGUGCUAAGGUUCCGACUGGCCUCCGUAAUGACACGGGACAGGGUCCAGUGGAUCUCGCAGAUCCCAACAAGCGGCAGAUCUACAUAAAGAUCUCCGAUAUCCAGGUGUUUGGUUAUAGCCUGCGGUUCAACGCUGACCUGCUACGUAGCGCUGUGCAGCAGGUUAACCAGUCAUAUACACAAGGAACUCAGUUCUACUCGUCCUCAUCUGUGAUGCUACUGCUGCUGGACAUUAGGGAUCGGAUUAACCGCUUAGCUCCCCCUUCUGCACCCGGCAAACCACAGCUGGACCUUUUCUCUUGUAUGCUGAAGCAUAGGCUGAAGCUCAACAACAGCGAGAUGAUUCGAGUGAACCAUGCCUUGGACAUGUACAGCACAGAAAUACUCAAACAAUCAGACCACCUGACUGCAAAACUUUGUUGAGUAAAACAUUAAUGUUAAGGACGGUAAGCAACAGAGAAACACCCAACUAAUUAACUAUGAGGGGAUGUUAGUCUUAUUUUUUCUCUUUUCUUUUUUGACCUUUUCUGCCUUUUGAUGUAAUAUUAACUUUGUAAGUAUAAUUCUUAAAAAAGAGAAAGAGGCAGUAAUGAAAAGCUUUUCUGGCAGAUAAAAAAAAAAAAAAAAGAUCAAUGGAAACACUGUAUGGACUGUAUCAUACUUGUCCCAGCAUGUCUGUAAUUCCCUUAAAGAACCUUAAAAAGAGAAAAUGGAAAAAAAAAACAAGUAUAUCUAUGUACUGGAUGAAAAGGAGGCCUUGAUUAUAACAUAAGGGAUCAAAGGUUGCAUCUGAUACUGCCAUUCUUUCUUGAGGAAAAAAGAUGACAUUUUUAAAGGUACAGAAAACACAAUGGCAGACUAGAUAUCAGUUUAUUUCACCUACUGGGCAAAGUAUUUCAAACCUAACAGACAGUUUAGUAUUAAAAUGUUUAUACAUUGUAAGGAAUCUAAAGCUCUAGUGAGUAAGUAGUCAUCACAUUUCUUACAUUUCAGAACCCACAGUGGAUCUGCAUUGCUUUUAGAAAGGUAUUUAACGCUGUCAUUGUUCUGAUACACGAGGCACACAGCAGGGCAGUAAUGGAUAGUCAUGUUGAAAACAAAAGCCAGCUGUUUAUAUAUACAUAUGUGUGGGUGAAUGUAUGCGAGUGUGUCUGUAAACCUCUUUCUUUUUUUUUUUUUCUUUUUUUUGGGCAUAAUGCUUAACGCUGUUUGUUAAUUGAAUGUGUCACUUGAGACUGACCCAAGUCUCUGCUGAAUCUUGCAUUUUGAACGCUUUUCUCCCCCACUGUGUAUGAAUUUCCAGCUGUGUGUGUUUUUUUUUUUUUUUUUGUUGUUUUUUCACAAGGCAGUAUACCUCCUGGUGCGUGAAUGCAAUAUUGUGGUCUGAAGAUUAUAACAAUCAAUGCUAUUUUGUACAGCUUUGCAAAAUGUACAUGUUGUGACUGCUGAUCUGUGGAGCUUUUCAGCACUGAGAGCAAAAUGUAAACAUUCAUCAUUCAGCCACAUUUGCAAGACAACCUAAAGCCAUACACUUCCCUGAGGUAGACAUACAGUAAGUCAUGACGUUCACCCUGUACCUGUUCCAUUUAUAUGUCUUUGUUCAACUCUCUCAGAAGAUUUCAGACAAGAGCACAGCAAAAAGGAAUAUGAUGAGUGGAGGCAUAACAUGUUGAGUGAAAUUGUGUCGUUAAAGCCAUUGAACUUGUAUUUUGUGCUGCAGGAAAAAGAAGAAAAUCUUAUAUUAAAGCUUAUAAUACCUUUUGAAA